AGGAUCAGUUUUCAUUUUAAUCCCUCCCAUUAAUUUUAUUUCAUUUUUUUACAAUAAUAUCACUCUCUUUCUUUUAAAUAAAAAGGACACUCUCAGUAUUCCGCACAAGGUAGGGCUCGGGUGGGGGUUCAUUUUUUCUUGAAGGAUACGGACAAAUCAUACCGAUUCCUUUAAGGAGGGAGUGAAGAGAGAUGCACACAGUUAAAAAACCCCCUAAUUGAUACCUACGCCUAGUAGAGGUCAAACCCCAAACAAUCCGCUCCACAAGCAGAUGCUCUAUCCAUUGAGCUACAAGCGCUUUUGUUUUCAUUAUUUUUACAAUUCACUUAUUUUUGUUUUCAUUAAAUAACAUACAUAAACUUAAUCUCUUUUCAUCUUAACUCUCUUAUUUUUAGAAUCCACUUAUUUUUGUUUUCAUUAUUCAACUCAAUUUUGUUUUACUAAUUUACAUUUAAAAAUAAAUGAUGCUGAUUAAUUGGGAGAGAUGGAUUAUAAUUAUAUACAAGAGGGGCCGUUAUUGUCUAAUAAUAUUAUAUAUUAAUAGAAAUCAAUAAUUCAGUUCAUCAUCGUCACUUUAUGAGUUCGAAUCUCAAUCACUCCUUAUUUAAAGUGAAAUAUUUAGCGCCUAUACGCAUCCACACUUCUAAUUCAAUUGGCUUUCGUGUGAGGAAAAUAUCUUGAAAAUUCAACCAUAAGCCAAAGCUUUUGAUUAAAUUGGUUUCUUGACGGAUGGAUUAUAAUUAUAUAUAAGAGGGCGGUUAUAGUGUAAUGAUAUUAUAUAUUAAUAGAAAUUAAUGUAGUAUAGAGUAAUGGUUCACGCAUUGGAUUAUAAUUAUAUAUAAGGGGCCCAUUAUUGUCUAAUGAUAUUAUAUAUUAAUAGAAAUCAAUAAUUCAUUUGGCUGAGCUUAAUAACCCUAUAUAUAGUACGUAGUAUAGAAUAGUGGUUCACGCAUUUCUGUCUUUACAUUAUAUUUUGGUGUUUAUUAAUAGCAGUUUGUGGUAGAAAUGUCGGCUGAAAUCACAAAACAAAAAAGUCGUCGGCCAAUAGCAAACUUUCAUCCAUGCCAUUGGGGUGAUCACUUUCUUCAUUUUACAAGCCCUCAUCAUGAUGAGCAAGUCCAUGAAGAAAAGAAGGAAGAAGUGAAGGAACUGAAAGAGCAAGUGAGAAAGAAGCUGCUUGAAAAGAAGGGGAAUUCCUUUGAGCAGCUAAAUUUAAUAGACACAAUUGAACAUCUUGGGGUGGAAUAUCACUUUGAACAAGAAAUAGAGGAUGGUUUGAAGCAAAUCUAUGAGAGUUUCAAUGAAGAUUGUGUCGAAGAUGAUGUUUACCAUCUUUCCACUAGAUUUCGUAUUCUUAGACAACAUGGCUAUCCUGUCUCUAGUGAUGUGUUUAAUAAAUUGAAAGAAGAAAAUGGAAAAUUCAGCGAGUCCUUAAAAAAGGACGUUCCAGGAUUAUUAAGUUUAUAUGAAGCUUGCCAUGUUGGUGUUCAUGAUGACAAGAUACUUGAUGAAGCCCUUGUAUUUACAACAAAUCAUCUGACAUCCAUGCUUAACAAGUUAAGCUCUCCAAUGGCGGAUAAAGUUGCUCAUGCACUGCAUCAACCUUUCCACAAGGGCAUGCAGAGAGUGGAGUCCAGAUUUUACAUCUCUAUUUAUGAAAUGGAUCCGUACCAUGAUAAUACUUUACUUAAAUUUGCCAAACUGGAUUUUAAUUUGGUUCAAGCCUUACACCAGAAGGAGCUUAAAGAUCUUAGAAGGUGGUGGAAAGGACUACAUUUGGAUGCGUCUUUCAGUAGAGACAGAUUGACAGAAGCAUAUUUUUGGAUUAUAGGAGUCUACUAUGAACCCCAAUUUUCAUUUGCAAGGAAAGUAUAUCGAAAAAUUUUCAAGUCAACCUCUCUAUUGGAUGACACUUAUGAUGCAUAUGGUACUAUUGAGGAACUUGAACUGCUCACUGAAAUGUUUCAAAGGCCAUGGGACAUAAGCCGUGCGGAUGAACUGCCCGAGCACGUGAAAUGGAGUUAUUACGCAAAUGUUGAAGCAUGCGAGGAAGCUUCUGCGGAUGUUUCAGGAGAAGGAAGAUCAUUUCUCGUGGACUUCACUAGAGAACAGAUAAAAGCUUUGUGUAAAGCUUAUAUGCAAGAGGCAAAAUGGUGCAACCAAAAUUUCAUUCCCGCAUUUGACGAUUAUAUGAAGAUUGCUCUAGUGACGUCUCCAUAUCCUCAUGCUAUAAUUUCAUCAUUUCUUGGCAUGGGAGAGAUUGCAACAAAAGAAGUCUUUGAAUGGGCAUCUCAAAACCCUAUGCCCAAUGUAAUAAAAGCUGCAUCUACUAUUAUAAGAAUAAUGAACGACUUGGGUGGUCAUGAGUUUGAACAAAAGAGAAAUCAUGUUGCUUCGGCUGUGCAAUGCUUGAUGGAGAAGAAUGGAUUAUCGAUGGAGGAAGCAUAUGAGAAGCUAAGGAAACAAGUUGAUGAUGCAUGGAAGGAUAUAAAUGAAGCUAUGCUUCAACCUCAUGUGAUUCCAAAACGUUGUCUUAUUCGCAUCCUAAACUUAGCUCGUUCCGCUGAUGUUAUUUACAAGGGAUCUGCUGAUGGUUAUACUAAUGUUAAUCAAGUACUUAAGGAAAAAGUUGCGUCCAUUCUUGCCCAUCCAAUUCCUAUCUAAUCUUUACCACGAGUAUUAAUAAUGUUUCUUGUGUUGUAUGUUUAAUUUGUGUGUGUGUGUUUGUUUUUAUUUGGAACUUUUUUUUCCUUUGCUUUUCUUCUAUAUUGUGUUAUUUGCUGAUUUUUUCUUGAUAUUUUAUGUACGACUUUUUCUAUCCAGUAAUAAUAAUGUUUUUCAUGUUUUAUG
Molecule: messenger RNA, 2850 nt
Organism: Amaranthus tricolor (Joseph's coat)
Lineage: Eukaryota; Viridiplantae; Streptophyta; Magnoliopsida; Caryophyllales; Amaranthaceae
Product: (-)-drimenol synthase-like
Exons: 7
Coding region: 1006-2664 (552 amino acids)
Biological process (GO): diterpenoid biosynthetic process
Molecular function (GO): magnesium ion binding; terpene synthase activity
Source: RefSeq, a predicted model, not a curated record